Molecule: messenger RNA, 1662 nt
Organism: Knipowitschia caucasica
Lineage: Eukaryota; Metazoa; Chordata; Actinopteri; Gobiiformes; Gobiidae
Source: the annotation of a GenBank genome assembly
AUGGUGGGUGGGUGGGUGGGAGUCGGGAGGAUGGGUGGGUGGGUGGGUGAGGGGGGAAUUAAGGAGAUGGGUGUGGUGGGGUGGGUGUGGAUUGAGUUGAUGUAUGAAGGAUAUGUGAUGGGGGGGGUUUGUGGUGUUUUGGGUGUGGGUGUGUGUGUGUGGGGGGGUUGGUGUGGGGUAGGUUGUGUGGUGUUUGAUGUGUGGUGGGUUGGUUGGGUGGGUGUGGGGGGUUGUUGGGGUUUUUUGUUGGUUGUUUGGGUGGGGGGGUGUGGUUGGGUUGUGGGGGGUUGGGGUGGGUUGUGGUGGUGGGUUGGGGUUGGGGGUUGUGGGUGUGUGGGGUGGGGUGGGGGGGGUGGUUUGGGUGGGGGGGUGGGGUUUUUGGGGUGUUGGGUGGUUGUUUGGUUGGGAUGUUGGGGGGGGGGGUGGGUGGGGGGGGUUUGUUUUGGUGUGGGGGUGGUGUUUUUGUGUUUGUUUGUGUUUUUUUUGUGUGUGUGUUGGGGGUUGGUGUGUUUUGGUUGUGUGUGGUUGGGUGGGUGUGGGGUGGUUUGUGUUGGUGGGGUGGUGGGGGUGUGGGGGUUGGGGGUGGGGGUUGUUUGUUGUUGGGGGGGGGGGGUGGGGGGGUUGGUGGGUGGUGGGUGGGGGUUGUUGGUUAGGGGUGGGGUGGGUUUGGGGGGUGGUUGGUUGUGGGGGUGUGUGGUGGGGGUGGUGGUGGGGGUGGUGUGGGGUGGUUGUGUGGUGUGGUGGUGGGGGGGGGGGGGUGGGGUGGUGGGUGGGUGGGGGGGGGGGUGUGGGUGGGGGGGGGGGGUGGUGGGUGGGGGGGGGGGGGGGUGGGGUUGUGGUUUGUUGGGGGGGUGGGGGGGGGGGGGGGGUGGGGGGGUGGGUGGUGUUUGUGUGGGGGUUGGGGGGGGGUGGUUUGGGGGUGGGUGUUUGGGUGGGGGUGUGUGGUGGGGGGGUGGGUGUGGUUGGUGUUGUGGUGUUGGGUUGUUUGUGGGUGGUGGUGGGUUUGUGGGGGGGUGGUGUUUUUUAGUGGGGGGUUGGGUGUGGGGUGGGGGGUUGGUGGUUUGGGUUGGGGGGGGUUUGUGGGGUGUGUGGGUUGGGGUGGGGGUGGGUGGGUGGGGGGGGGGGUGUGGUGGGGUUGGGUUGUGGGGUGUGGUUGUGGUGUGUGUGUGUUUGGGUGGGUGGUUUGGGGGGGAGGGGGUUGGGGGGGGGUGGUUGGGGGGGGGUGGUGGUUGGAUGUGGUGGGGUGGUGGGGUUUUGUUUUUGGUGGUUGGGGGUGGGUUUGGUGGGUGGGGGUGGGUGGGUGGUGUGGGGUGUUUGGGUGUUGGGUGGUUGUGUGUGGGUGUUUGGUUUGGGUUUUUGGGUGUGGUGGGGAGGGGAGGUGUUUUGGUGUGGUUUGUUGGUGUGUUGGGGUGGGGGGGUGGUGUGUUGUGUGGUUGGGUAGGGGGGGUGGUGUUUUGGUGGUGUGUAUUGGGGUGUUUAGUGAAUGUGGUUUGGGAGGGGUUGGUUGGGGUUGGGGGUUGUGUGGGGGGGGGGUUGUGGUUGGUGGGAGUGUGGGUUGGGUGGUGGUUGGUUUGUGUGGGGGUGGGGUUGGUGUGGUAUAUUUGUUUGUUGGUGUGUGUUGUGUGUUUGGUUGUGGGGGUGGUUUUGGGGGGGGUGGGUUGA